AUAGCAGAAAUUUGUGAUAACCCGGGUCAGGUCACGCAUUUUGUCGGUGGUCGUCGUUCCGUGUGGAGGGGCUGCUAGUUUUCAACCAGUUUCCGUCCAGUUUCAUUUCAGCCUGGAGCGAAUGGUGGCCAGCUAAGUGAUAGGUAACAAGUUCAUGAAUAUAUAUUCUGCUGAAUUCCAGCAGUUUGCAUCCGAUAAUAACUCAAUAGUCUAUUGAAGCCAUCGAUUGAUUAUUGUGAUAAUUUAAAUGACUUUAGAAUAACAAAAUUCAGGUAAGUGCUGAGGACUUCUGACUGCUUAUAUAAAAGGCCACGUCAUGGGCCGCAAGAAGAAGAAGCAGCAGAAGCCAUGGUGCUGGUACUGCAACCGAGAGUUUGAUGACGAGAAGAUCCUGAUACAACACCAGAAGGCAAAACACUUCAAGUGUCACAUCUGCCACAAGAAGUUGUACACAGGUCCAGGGCUUUCAAUUCAUUGUAUGCAGGUGCACAAGGAGACUGUUGACAAGGUCCCUAAUGCAGUGCCCAGCCGGAACAACAUAGAAAUUGAGAUAUAUGGCAUGGAGGGCAUCCCGGAAGAUGACCUCAAGGCCCAUGAGCAGAGUGCCAAGUCUGGGCCCGCAGACUCGGACGGCGAGCCGUCCGCCUCCAGCCCGGACGUGGCCCGGCCCGGUAGCAAACCGGCCACGCCGGCCUCUCCCGGCGUGGGCGCAGCGUUCGGCGGGUCGGGCCUGCCCGGCCUCUCGGCGGCCAGCAGCGCGGCCAUGCUCGGUCAGAUGACACCCAUCGGGCCGAUGGCGCCCUACAUGCUGCCAGGGAUGAUUGGCCCCAUGGGCCAGCUAACGCACAUCCCCGGUAUGGGCAUGGCGGUACCGGGCGGCGUGCGACCCCUCUUCCCCUCGGCACAGGUGUCGUCACCGGCUCCUGUGGGGUCCUCGGCGGCGUCACGGAGUACCUUCCCGGCCUACAGCCAGGCGACGGGCAGCAGCGGCAGCAGUAGCGGCGCCUCCACCAAAACGACCACAUCCACAGCCACGUCCCGGCCUGCGCUGAUACCCCAGGUGGCCGGGGCCACGAGCAAAAUCGUCCACCCGGAGGAGGACGUAUCCCUGGAGGAGUGUCGGCUGCGGCUGCCGCGCUACCAGCGAUUCCGGCCUCGUCCGCCGCCGUCACCGCCCGGUCUGGCCGCGGCCGCAGCCGCCAACGCCGCUGCCGCCGCAGCCGCAGCCGCCGCCAACGCGGCAGCCACGGCCAACGCCACAGCUGCCCUGGAGGAGGAGCGUCGCAACCAACUGGCCAAGUACCACCAGCAGAUGCGGGCGGCGGCGGCGGCGGCGGCGGCCGUCUCGAUGCCGGCCGUCUCGAUGCCGACCGUGUCUCUGAUCCCCCAGCCGCUGAUGGGAUCGCUGGCUAAUGUCAUGGCCAUGCAGCAGCAGCCCCGUCUGGUGGUCAGCCAGCCGACGCCGCUGCCCAUACCCCAGCUGCUGAGCCCGCCCUCCAGUCGGGCGGCGCCCGCCGAACAGCCGUUCCCCGCACAGAUCCCCCAUCUGCUGCGGCCCGGCUACCUACCGGUCUCAAUGGGCGCGCCACAGCUGCUGGGGCAGCCGCCACAUCAGCUGCUGUUUGCGCCGCGGCCGCCCGCCCUGCAGUCGCAGCCGCACGCGCACCUGUUGGCGGCGCCGGGCGCCCCGCUGCUGCCGCCUGGCUUCCACCUGCCGCCCGGACUGCUGGGAGCGGCCGCGCCGCCGGCGCCACACCCGCACCAGCUGCUGGCCGCUGCACCGACCCCCUUCCCGCCGGGCGCCGCCGCCGCCGCCGCAGCCGCCGCCUUCAUGCCGAGGUUCAUCUUCCGGUAGAGCGCGCGUGCGCGACUCUGACGGACGAAGAUGGAGUUGCGCGGACGGAGUCGGCCCACGCGUGUCACCGCCACCGGCGGGCACUCAGAGCGGGGUGUCUGGGAGUGUGGGACUCGUGUCUGGGUGUGUGAGUGUCGCAGAGUGCCACCAGUGUCUGUGCUGUCGUGCCCUGACGGCGGCGGCGGGUGCAGUGCCCCCUCCCAGUCGCCCGCCGGCUCACCCGCGGGCACACCGGCCCGUGAUACUUCUAGUCCCGGAUCUGCAGAGGUGGCGCCCGGAGCAGGCCGCUCGCCCCGCCGCCGCCGCCAGCCGCGCCCCGCGACUGCGAGCCGCGCCGGCUGACUGGCCCCGUUCUCUCUUCUCUCGAUAGCUAGUGGAGCGGCGGCGCUCGCGCCGGGCGCUCUCUCCCUGUCAGUGAGUACGGGCUGUCCGGUAAGGCGCCGGCGGGCCGCGCCCGGCCCGCCGGCCGGCCGCUCUCUCGUAUACUCGUCUUCUUUGUACACUGCUUCGUCUGCAUGUGGGUGCUGCGGGCGCGGGUCCGGCCGCCGCCGCCGGGCAGACUCCUGGGUCUGUUCCGGCGGCCGGUGGCCGGGUGGCGCCGCCCGCUCGCCCUUCAGCCGUCAGAAAGUGCAUGUGAGGCGGCCUCGGUGGCCUGCGUGUGAGUGUGUCGCUCCCCUGCCACCCGUCCCGGCCCGUCCCGGCCCGGCCCGUCACUGCCCUCCGGUCCACCCCGCCCCUGUCCGAGUCAUUGCCGGGCUCAUAAGAUCACCUGAGGCUUCCUCUCACCCCCAAUAGCCAGAUCCAAUGCCCCGGGUGCGGGGAAAGUUUGGUAUGAGGGAUGUUUUAAGAGGAGCAGUAGGGGCCUCCCGGGACCUGCCUAGGUGCUGGAUAAAGGGUGAGGGGAGGAGGGAAAGUGAAGGACUGACGUCCAGCAGUGAAGACAGGAUUGAGGAUAGUAGCGGUCAAACGACCAUCCCUAGGACCGAAUAAGAAAUUGGCGGUUGGGGAAGGGGAGCAGUUCUUGUUUCGGCAAUCCCUGGAUUGCUGUGUACUUACGGCAAUGUAAUUGUAAUUUAUCGGAGCUAACAAUCAUACGCGUGCCACUCGCUUGUCAACAGAAAUAAUGGAAUGGCAUUUUAGCUAACCAAACGCUAUGAAGACUGGAUAAUGGGUAUGCCAUGUUACAACAUAUGUUACAUCAUACUUACGGCAUUGAUAACGUUUCCUCGGGGAUACGAUUCAGCAAGCGGGCAUUGUCCGCAAAAAUUGUAUCGAGGUAUGAAGUCAAAUGACUGGGAAAUUCACUACUGUAGCCCACCCACUUAACGCCGCCGAAAGGAAUGAGGGUGUGCUAUUUGCCGAGCUUUGGGGCAGGACUGAAAGGAAACGUGCAUGUAGCUGACGGAAAGUUCGACUGUUGAUCGUUGCUGGUGAGCCGUUCACCUGUUUCCAUCUAGUCACCGGGGCCGAAAAGAUUCAGGGCCUCGUGCUCCCAACGAGUACACAGAUACUCGUGUGGAGACACCAACUUCCAGGGUAUAUUGGAGACUGGAGUCAUCCGGCCUCGUGUAAAAGCGAGGUGUUUUCAUGGUGGGGACUUUUUUUCUUCGGGGACGCUUGUUUGUCGACUCUUUAAGGUUAUUUCAGCGACUGCCUAGAUCAAUUUAAGGAAGCUGCAGUAAGGCAGUAGGACGAGGCUUGCCGCAGAGGUGUAUAAUAUAUAAGCGUCGGAUGUGCUGCCUGAAAUGGUGGAUGCUAAAGUUAACUUUUGUUGUGCUUUCUCAAAUCGCGCGUCUAGCUGUUUCUGCCUUCAUUUGCCCGCAGAGGUGUCACCUGUAGUGUCGAUCGGCCCCUAUUGCGGCCUGAAAAUGAAGCUUACGUGUGCGCGAGUGAAGUUAAGCUUAAGCUGUGUCUGCUGUUGGCUCUUGGGGGCUCGGGGGCCGUGGGACGGAACACACAAAUUGACCCUUAAUUUGGGACCGUGAAAUUGGGACCUUAGAGUCUGUGAUUGUUAGAAUUUGGGACAUUUUACCGGUGACAGUUAUCGUUACCCCUCUCAUUGGAUAUAACUCGUUGGCCAUUUAAUCCUCGUGGUCAUUGGGUCCUGGGAAUGGUCCAACUCAUGGUCUCCGGUCCUGGUGCUCUGGGGUCCCAGGGCGACUGGUCUACCCCUCUACGUGGCCCCUUUUCCUGGGGUCCAUCCCCAGGUCUCGGUUCGGUGAUCCAGUGGUCCAUCCCCGGUUCGUGAUCCCUCGGUCCGUGAUCCCUAGGUCCAUGCUCACCGGGUUCGCGAUCCCCAGGCCUGUCAAUCCCAGAUCCUUGAUCCCCAGAAUCAUGCUCCCCAGAUCCAUGCUCCCUCGGUCCCGGCCCCGAGGCGACCUCUGUCGCCGGCGCCGUCCCGGCCGGAGUCUGUCGUCUCGCAGUGUCGCCGCCACCGCGCGCCACUGUUGGAGCCGCCCCCCAGAGGGCGCUCCCCGGCCAGGCCGGCGAGACGGCGGCGCCGGCCGCCCCCGCCCCCGCCCCCGCCCAUAGAGCUCUGACUGUCCCCUCGGUAUGCGUACAUCACUAUUAGUUAUCUCGGGCAUAUACAUAUAAAUACCUUCUAAUAAAGACGGCUCUGCUCGUUGAA
Amphibalanus amphitrite is the source of this 4484-nucleotide messenger RNA. RefSeq names its product BUB3-interacting and GLEBS motif-containing protein ZNF207-like. Gene Ontology annotation, molecular function: DNA binding. Lineage: Eukaryota; Metazoa; Arthropoda; Thecostraca; Balanomorpha; Balanidae. The transcript has 12 exons. Gene Ontology annotation, cellular component: nucleus. Bases 317 to 1855 code for a protein of 512 amino acids. The record is from RefSeq and is a predicted model, not a curated record.